CUGGCAGCACUGCUGGGCUGCACUGGUGGGUGGGCACAGGUGGGUGGCACUGGUGGGCACAGGUGGGUGGGCACAGGUGGGUGGCACUGCUGGGCACAGGUAGGUGGUACUUCUGGGCACAGGUGUGUGACACUGCAGAGUGGCACAGGUGGGUGCACUGCUGGGCACAGGUGGGCGGAGCUAGUGGGCGCACUGCUGGGCACAGGUGGGCGGAACUUGCGGGUGGCACUGCUGGGCACCGAUCAUCAGGGCACUGAUCAUCACGUGUCAUUGGACACCGCUGAUCACGUGGUAAAAGGCUGCUGU
Molecule: messenger RNA, 306 nt
Organism: Staurois parvus
Lineage: Eukaryota; Metazoa; Chordata; Amphibia; Anura; Ranidae
Source: the annotation of a GenBank genome assembly